Messenger RNA from Cryptotermes secundus, 1476 nucleotides. RefSeq lists its product as uncharacterized. The coding region runs from base 111 to 494 and encodes 127 amino acids. NCBI's taxonomy places the organism in Eukaryota, Metazoa, Arthropoda, Insecta, Blattodea, Kalotermitidae. The transcript is spliced from 3 exons. The record is from RefSeq and is a predicted model, not a curated record.
UACCGCUACACCGAAGAGAAUUAUGACCGACCAUGAAACGUUUCUGGCAUCACGUCAGUUCUCACCGGUCAAACAGGUGAACUAACAGCAGCUUGUGGCAGGCGCUCGAGAUGCCGUUCUACAUUCAGAACACGGAAACUCAGCUAGUGCUGGACGUCAAAGGAGGGGAGGAGGGUGCAGAAGCACAAGUGAUCAUGUUUGCUUACCACGGGGGCGCCAACCAGCUGUGGGAGUACAAGAACGGCAUGAUCUACAGCAAGUUGAACGGACUGGUGCUGGAUGUGAACCAGGAAACUGGAAAUGUGUCCACAUUUGAACCACAUGGUGGCCCAAAUCAGCUGUGGCACUUUGAAGAGGAUGGCACUAUCAGAAGCGAGACUGAUCAGGUGUUGGACAUAUCAGAAGGCAGCACAGAGCCUGGGGCACCCGUCAUCGUCUUCCCCAAGCAUGGUGGGCCAAACCAGAUCUUCAGGACUGUGACAGUCGAUGAGUGACCUGCACACUUCGGUUCCUUCCUCUCAGUACACAAUAAAAUGUAUUUACAGUUUUGUCUGACUUCUAUAUAGGAUCUGGAGAACCAUUCUACCAAGUUGCAGCAUCCUUUGUUAUUCUGUAGCCUUAAAAGCAAUUUCAAAAUAUGUAUAUGAUAUAUUGUUUAUAUCUAAUUAAGGCUUGCAAAUGAUAUUUAAAUAUUUUUAUUUUUCUAUGCAAACUAUGAACACAAAGUUCAACCAUAAAUUUUUAAAAUCAGUAACCAUCUGAAAUAGCUAACCUCAUAACUUGAAACAUUCUGGAAAGACAGCUACGUCAAUUUUACGCUGAACUUCAUUAAAAAACAAGGUUCACUAAGUUCUGCUAUUUUUUAGGGGUUCCUUCAGCAAAAGCUGAUAUUCAAAUUCCAAGACAAAGAGAGGGCUAACUUCCAUUGAUGUCAUCUUCUUCUCCUGUAGAUUUAGAGUUUUUCAAGGCGAUAAAUAUGGCGAUUCUUGUCUUCUGGAAUGUGGUGCAGUGUAAUCUGGCAUAAAGUCUCAAGUAUUGCAAAUGAACCUACUGCACCUGUAUUCAGGGUAGAAGAGUGUACCUAGAAGAUGAAGGCGAGAGAAUUCUGCAAAAUAUUUCCAACGUCCUACCAGGCUAUAUGGCACAUUCCAGAAGACAGUAAUAUUCACUUCAUAUUUUUUUUUACUGAAAACAAUGAAUUUUUGUAUAUUUUGGUAUUGACGGGAGUGACCUGGCACAUUUUCAUGUCACCCCCACUUCUCCAACCUCCUGUCACUUCAUCCCUCUUCGGUCCAAAUAUCCUCAACUCAACACCCUGUUCUCAAAAACCCUCAGUCUAUGUUCCUGCCUUAAUGUCAUAGACGACGUUUCACGCCCCUACAGAACCAGAGGCAAAAUUAUAGUUAUCCAUUCAUUCUAUGCAAUAAAAUUAAGAUUUCUAGUCUUUGAUUAAAAGAAUAUGAUUUUUCUCACUGA